AUGUCCUCCGACUUAUAUAGCCGGCGAAAAAGGCUGGGCGAAGGCGCCCAUGGUGUCGUCUUCAGUGGAAUUCACAAAGCCUCAGGCAAGAAGGUGGCCCUCAAAAUCCUGAGUCUCUACUCGGACGCUUCGGCCGGGCUGGAUUCAUCCAACAACUCCAGCCUCGAAGGGCAUACGGACUCCGGGUCCAAAAGUGCCCCGGCGCCUGGGAUCGAGGGUCUCCCGGUGACCGCCGUGCGGGAGAUCUCCCUCCUUCGUUUGCUCAAACACCCGAACAUCAUUAAUCUGCUGGAUGUCCAUCUCAGUCGCUCGGACUUGGUCAUCGUCCUGGAGUAUGCGGAUUUGGAUCUCCGGCAAUAUCUCAAUCAAUUUGGGCCGCGUGGCCUGAAGCCGGACCUCUUCAAGCACUUCUCCAAGCAGCUACUGCAUGCUCUUGCAUACUGCCAUGAGCACCGCGUCAUCCACCGCGACGUCAAGCCCCAGAACAUCCUCAUCUCCAGUGACAAUAACAUCAAACUCGCGGACUUUGGCCUGGCCCGGAUCAUCGGCCAUCCGGUCCGGAGUUAUGCCUUUGAGGUGGCCACCCUGUGGUAUCGUGCACCGGAGCUUCUGCUGGCACGCUUUCCGCUGAAUAUCCAACGCCUCUUCCAGGAUGGCGGCCUUCGGGCCCACGAUGAAAGAACCAUGUCCCGGUCGAGUCGGUCCAAUCGUGUCAUGCGCGCGGCCAAGCUGGCCGCCGCUCAGGCCGCCGCGGUCGGGGGCUCCUGUGCCAUCGACAUCUGGAGUGUCGGCUGCGUGCUGGCCGAGAUGGCAACCGGGCGCGUGCUCUUCGGGCCCUACCUCCAUGGCGAGGGGGACAUCUCCAGCGAGUAUCCCUACCAGCGGCCUCGCGGCCGGCGAGACCCGGCGGCGGCCGGUGGCGCAGGCCCUGACGCCCGCAUUGUCCGGCCAUACACGAUUCCCGCCCCGCCAGCGGGCGUGGUGGCCUUCUCGGCCGAGUAUGUGCAGCUUACACGCAUCGUUGAGAUGCUGGGGCCGCUGCCGCGCCUGCGCAAUCCCGAUGAUCCGGAAACGCCGGCCAUUCCCGCCGCCACCGAGGAGCAGCCACUCGCUUCGGCCGGCGGCAUUGGCGACAUUCCCCCCCAACACUCGGCCCCGAGCGCGGCCUUGGGCUUGGGGGCGCGCGCGUCCCGCGUCAACUUCGGCUCGGCCACUCUCAUCCCCGAUGCCGGCGAGGGGGCAGACGCGCCGAGCCCACUGGCGACCAACAACGCGCCGCGACCCGGCCGCGGCCCGCGCACCCCCACCCCUGGCUCCCGUGGCUUCCUCAUUGCGGUCCUGCAGCUGGCUCUGCCGAACCUGGAUGCCCCGGGGAUUCGACUCCUUUCGCGAUUGCUGGCCCUCAAUCCCAACGAGCGUCCGGAUGCCUCGCAGGCCCUGACCCACCCCUUCUUCAAGACGUAGGGGCCCCCUCGGCCAAAAGAGCCAGGGAGAGAGAGAGAGAGAUAGAUAAGGGCGCGUCCGAGGGUCGACCGGGAGAGAGUGAGAUGGGGACCCCAGCUGGCCUGUGUGUGCCCGCCCCCCCCUCUCUUUUGUUGCCUGGCGUGCGAAGGGGCGAGCCGCUCGCGGGGCCGUCGGUGUACAUGUGCAUGUGUGCGCAUGUGUGUAUGUGUAUCCUGGCAAAUGCCGCAAUAUACCCCCCCAUUUAAUGGCCAAA
Fonticula alba is the source of this 1717-nucleotide messenger RNA. Its product is annotated as CMGC/CDK protein kinase. Gene Ontology annotation, biological process: protein phosphorylation. Lineage: Eukaryota; Rotosphaerida; Fonticulaceae. Gene Ontology annotation, molecular function: cyclin-dependent protein serine/threonine kinase activity; ATP binding. Bases 1 to 1464 code for a protein of 487 amino acids. The transcript is spliced from 9 exons. Gene Ontology annotation, cellular component: nucleus. The record is from RefSeq and is a predicted model, not a curated record.